Molecule: messenger RNA, 1848 nt
Organism: Malassezia japonica
Lineage: Eukaryota; Fungi; Basidiomycota; Malasseziomycetes; Malasseziales; Malasseziaceae
Exons: 2
Coding region: 1-1848 (615 amino acids)
Biological process (GO): glycerol catabolic process
Cellular component (GO): cytosol
Molecular function (GO): ATP binding; glycerone kinase activity
Source: RefSeq, a predicted model, not a curated record
AUGACUACGAAGCACAUCUUUGAGGACUCCCACGGCCUGGUCGACAAGGCCGUGCUUGGUGCUGCGGCUACGAAUCCCGCUCUGCGCGUGGUGUACGAUGCGGAGCACUCCCGCGACAAGGUCGCGCUGAUUGCUGGCGGUGGCGCCGGCCACGAGCCGUCGUUCACUGGCCUUACUGGCCGUGGUCUGCUGACCGUGGCUGUGUCGGGUGAUAUCUUUGCCUCGCCUUCCGCUGCCCAGAUCUGCUCGGGUGUGGACCUGGCGCCGACCGACAAGGGUCUUGUGGUGAUUGUGAACAACUACACCGGUGACUGCCUUAACUUUGGUCUUGCCGCCGAGAAGGCGCGCUCGGCGUACAACGGUGAGGGCGGCAAGAAGCACGUCGAGAUGGUCAUUGUCGGUGACGAUGUCUCGGUCGGCCGCACCAAGGGUGGCCUUGUCGGCCGCCGUGGUCUGACCGGUGUGGCGUUCGUGUGCAAGGCCCUCGGUGCUGCUGCCGAGGCCGGUGAGGACGCCAAGACCCUCGGCAAGCUCGGCCGCUCGAUCGUGAACAACGUUGUGACGAUCGGCUCGAGCCUCGACCACUGCCACGUCCCCGGCCGUGCGAAGGACGACGAGGAGCGUGGUGCGCUCGGCCCCGAUGCCAUCGAGAUGGGUAUGGGUAUCCACAACGAGCCCGGUGUGAAGCACCUGGAGAAGAAGCCCAAGGCGAACGAGCUCUUCUCUGAGAUGCUCUCGCUCCUGCUCAACCCCGACGACAAGGAGCGUGCGUUUGUGCCCUUCUCCAAGGACGACGACCCAGUCAUGGUGAUCAACAACCUCGGUGGCAUGAGCAACCUGGAGCUUUCGGCGAUCGCCGCAGAUGUCCAGAGCCAGCUGCAGAAGGAGUGGGGUAUGCGCCCCGUGCGCGUGUACGUCGGCACGUACAUUACCUCGCUGAACGCGCCCGGCUUCAACAUCUCGCUCAUCAACCACAAGCGCAUCAAGUCGGAGACGGGUGCCGACUUCCUCGAGCUCCUCGACGCCCCCACCGAUGCUUCUGGUUGGCUCGGUGUCGCCCACGGCUGGAAGAACCAGGCGAUCCUCCCCACGCCUGAUGAGCAGCUCAAGGAGAGCAAGGCGAUCCUGGAGAAGAAGCAAAAGUCGGGUCACGGCGUGAGCGGCAGCGCGACGGAGGGCGCAGCUGCCUCGAGCGGCCCCCUGAACUCUGACGCGGACCUCAUCAAGAAGGUCGUGGAGAACGCGUGCAAGGCAGUGGUGGACGUUGAGCCGACGCUCACCAAGUACGACACCAUUGUCGGUGACGGUGACGCUGGUGAGACGCUUCGUGGCUGUGGUGAGGCGAUCCUCGAGGCGAUCAAGAAGGGCGAGAUUCCCUUUGACCGUGCGACCGCGACGAUCCUCGGCAUCGGCCAGGUGAUUGAGUCGAACAUGGGCGGCACCUCGGGUGCCAUCUAUGCCCUGUUCUUCACCGGCCUCGUGCAGGGCCUGCUCGAGUCGACGGACGACACCAAGUCCAAGGCUUCGGUCAAGAACUGGGGCCACGCCGCGCAGACCGCGCUGUCGAACCUCGGCAACUACACGCCUGCGCGCCCCGGCGACCGCACGCUCGUCGACGCUCUGACGCCCUUCUGCAAGACCCUCGACGAGGAGGGCAAGAAGGGCACCGACGCCAAGUCCGCGCUCUCGGCCGCUGUCGAGGCGGCCAAGGAGGGCGCGGAGAAGACGCGCGACAUGACUGCGCGCCUCGGCCGUGCUACGUACGUCGGCGAGACCUCGGAGAAGGUGCCCGACCCCGGUGCGUGGGGUGUGUUGGCGCUCGUCGAGGGCAUUGCCAAGUCGUUCUAA